Solanum tuberosum (potato) is the source of this 1995-nucleotide messenger RNA. RefSeq names its product laccase-11-like. The transcript has 6 exons. Gene Ontology annotation, cellular component: apoplast. Gene Ontology annotation, molecular function: copper ion binding; hydroquinone:oxygen oxidoreductase activity. The record is from RefSeq and is a predicted model, not a curated record. NCBI's taxonomy places the organism in Eukaryota, Viridiplantae, Streptophyta, Magnoliopsida, Solanales, Solanaceae. Gene Ontology annotation, biological process: lignin catabolic process. Bases 27 to 1706 code for a protein of 559 amino acids.
UUGUUCAAUAGCUUCUAGCAAAGAAAAUGGCAACGCGGACAACUUUGUUAGGUGUCCUUGCCUUUGGUUUUCUUUGUUUCAUUUGUCUACCUGCUGAGGCUGCCCUUAAGAAAUAUCAAUUUGAUGUUAAAGUGUCAAAUGUGAGCAGAUUGUGCCAUGCAAAACAGAUGGUUACAGUUAAUGGAGGAUUUCCGGGGCCAACUAUAUAUGCUAGAGAAGGAGAUAGAGUUCAAAUCAAUGUUACUAACUAUGCACAAUAUAACUUGUCCAUUCAUUGGCAUGGUUUGAAACAAUAUCGCAAUGGUUGGGCAGAUGGUCCAGCUUACAUAACUCAGUGCCCUAUCCAGACAGGAAAUAGCUAUGUUUAUGACUUCAAUGUAACAGGACAAAGAGGUACCUUAUGGUGGCAUGCACAUAUUCUUUGGCUAAGGGCAACUGUCUAUGGUGCAAUAGUGAUCAUGCCACAACAAGGAACUCCCUUCCCUUUUCCUCAACCAGAUAGGGAAGAAGUACUUGUACUAGGAGAAUGGUGGAAUGCUGAUGUUGAACAAGUUGAGAAACAAGGAAACGCAUUAGGUUUACCUCCUAAUAUGUCUGAUGCUCACACGAUCAACGGAAAGCCAGGGCCUCUUUUUCCAUGUUCUGAGAAACAUACUUUUGCCAUGGAAGUUGAAAAAGGAAAGACAUACCUGUUGAGAAUUAUCAAUGCUGCUCUCAAUGAUGAACUCUUUUUUGCCCUGGCUAAUCAUACCUUCACAGUGGUAGAAAUUGAUGCAGUCUACACGAAACCAUUCACCACAGACGCCAUUCUGAUUGCACCAGGCCAGACUACAAAUGUUCUGGUUCGCACCAACCAAGUUCCAGGAAGAUACUUCAUGGCUGCAAGGGCCUUCAUGGACGCUCCAAUCAGUGUGGAUAACAAGACUGCCGCUGCUAUAUUCCAGUACAAGGGAAUCCCAGAAACCGUGAUUCCAAAACUUCCUACUUUGCCUGCACAAAAUGACUCAGACUUUGCUUUGAGCUAUAAUUCUAAACUCAAAAGCUUAAAUACUCCCAAAUAUCCAGCAAACGUUCCCCUAAAUGUUGAUCGACACCUCUUGUUAACAGUUGGCCUUGGGAUAAAUCCUUGUCCCACCUGUCUAAAUGGAACUAGGCUAACAGCUUCUUUGAACAACAUUUCCUUCAUCAUGCCAGAAACUGCACUUCUUCAGUCUCAUUACUUCAACAUUAAGGGUGUAUACACUCCAGAUUUCCCAGACAAACCACCUACUCCAUUCAAUUUUACAGGGGCACCCCUUACAGCCAACCUAAGGACAAAUGUAGGCACUAGGAUCAGCAAAAUUGCUUUCAAUUCUACUGUUGAAAUAGUAGUCCAAGACACCAACUUGUUGUCGGUGGAAUCACAUCCUUUCCAUCUCCAUGGCUACAAUUUCUUUGUGGUUGGAACUGGCAUUGGAAACUUUGACCCCAAAAAAGAUCCAGCAAAAUACAACUUGAAUGAUCCUAUAGAAAGAAAUACUGUAGGUGUUCCAACUGGCGGUUGGACUGCUAUUCGAUUCAGGGCUGAUAAUCCAGGGGUCUGGUUCUUCCACUGUCAUCUGGAGUUGCACACAGGCUGGGGACUGAAAACAGCAUUUUUAGUGGAAAAUGGACCAGGAUUAGAUCAUAGUAUUCUGCCUCCACCAAAGGACCUUCCAUCAUGCUAAUUUCAAAAGGCUUUACUUUUAUAUGUCCAGAUGGAUUUCUUGUAAAAGUUUUACAUAAUUUGUUUUAUUUUCCCAUAAGGAAGCAAAAUGCUUUGAAGAUUAUACACAUUUUAGCCAGUGUGCAUAGGAAAGAUGUGCAAAAUUGGAAAAAUGAAGAAGGAGUUUUUAUCCCAAGAAUUUAAAUGUAAUUUGAGUUGUAAUAAAGGUCCACACAUAAAAAUGUGAUUUUGGGCUGUUGUUUUUUAUGAACUUCCCUAUCUACUUGGAUUGAAAUAUAGUCUGUUAAUAC